Panicum virgatum (switchgrass) is the source of this 1374-nucleotide messenger RNA. RefSeq names its product disease resistance protein Pik-2-like. The record is from RefSeq and is a predicted model, not a curated record. The transcript is spliced from 2 exons. Lineage: Eukaryota; Viridiplantae; Streptophyta; Magnoliopsida; Poales; Poaceae. The coding region runs from base 1 to 1374 and encodes 457 amino acids.
AUGGAGCUUGUCAACCUGAGCAUAGUCCAGCACGCACCGCAGACAGUAAGCUCCAUUUUGCAAGAUGACAAGAUAAUGCAAGUGUGUCAGGUCAAUGGUUUCUUUCGGGAGUACAUCAUCUCGCGGCCUAUGGAAGACAACCAUGUCUUUUGGCUGGAGGGCCAUUAUUGCAGCAUGAACACACUGCGCGCAGGACGGCACAUGGUUAUCGGGAGAAGCUGGGACAGAGAUGCCAAUGUGUUGAGCAGCAUCGACUUCUCACGUCUACGGUCACUAACAGUUUUUGGUAAAUGGGAAAGGUUCUUCAUGUCCGCUAACAUGAAGCUUCUCAGGGCACUGGAUCUGGAGGAUGUGUCAGGUUUAGUAGAUGGCGACCUUGAGCAAAUCGGUAAGGUACUGCCUCGACUCAAGUUCCUCUCCCUGCGAGGAUGCAAGAUGAUCCAUCGUCUUCCCAAGUCCUUGGGUCGCCUGAGGCAGCUCCAGACCCUGGAUAUCAGACACACCUCUGUUGUCGCGCUGCCAUCAAGCAUCGUCAAGCUACAGAAGCUCCAGUAUGUUCGUGCCGGGACCACGGCACCGAGCAGCGGAAAGCAGCCACCUUCUUCCGUGUCCUGGCUGUCCAUGUUACGCCGACGGCAACUUGCUGGUGGAACUCGUAAUGCUGGAGUCGAGGUGCCUGGAGGGAUCGGGCAACUCACGGCCUUGCACACGCUGGGUGUUGUCAAUUUCAAUGCUGUUGGUGGGAAGGCCACUGUAGAAGAGCUCAAGAACCUGACCCAACUGCACAAGCUCGGAGUAUAUGGGAUCAACAGGCGAAACAGCGAGCGUUUCUUUUCUGCCAUCGCAAAUCACGGCCAUUUGGAGUCCUUGUCACCGUGGCUCGACAAGGACAAUAUUGCAGGUUGUCUUGAUGGCAGUUCCCCGCCUCUGAAGAACCUGCAGUGCCUUAAGUUGUAUGGUUAUUAUCCCAGCACGUUACCUGCGUGGUUCGAGCAGCUUCACAAUCUCACAAGACUGACUGUUCAGGUGACUACGGUAGACGAAGAGAGCAUUCAUGCCAUGACCGACCUGCCGAAGCUACGUAUUCUACAGCUUUAUGUUCAUCGUGGUGAUGAAAAUGGUCGCCUCUCUUUCUUAGAGAGCCAGCGACUCGAGGUCCUCGAGGUAUUUUGCUGCACCAGCUUGCAUCUUCAGUUUGAUAGUCACUACAAGAAAUCCAGAUACUUUCGGCGGCCAAAAACCGCCGAAAAUAAGCUACUACCGCCGAAAACAGGUAAUUUUCGGCGGCUUUUAGCUAAUUUUCGGCGGGAUUUGGAUGCCGGAAAUGGACAGCCGAAAAUUAGCACAAUUUUCGGCGGCCCCGCCGAAAGUUGA